CGGGAACUGAUGGGGUUUUUAGGUUAGAAUAUGCAUAGAAAUUUAAACAUUUUAUACAUUUUUUCAUUUUCAAAUAAGUAAUGAUUAAUUUUAUUUUUUAAAAUUAAUUAACCCUUAAGUUAUGGAUUAUCAAACACCAAAUAAUACUAUUCUUCGAGGGACAGGCUUACCCAUUUUGGAGCGAAGUAUGAUAGUAAAUCAGAAACGACGAAACUUACGGAAAAGUUUCACAUGGGGCACUAUAAAUUUUGGACUUUUAUCACUUCUACUUUUUGACCUGUCUCAAACAUGUCCGUUGUAUUUAAGUUAUUACCACUAUUUAGAAUAUAUAUUGAUUCUUAUAUUAACAAUCAAUAUUUUAUAUUAUCUUUAUAAAAUUAUUAAAUCAUCUCUUGUGCGUUCGGAACCAAUUGCCAUUACAUUGGAGCAAAAGAAAUUACUUGGAAUAAAAGAUUCAGAUCCUAGUUAUAGAAUAAUCGAAACAUCAAUUAAAAGUACUACAGAUGACAGUCCCGUAACAUCUUAUUCAAGUACACCAAUGAAUUUAAGCGCCUUAAGUUGGAAGUCAAACAUUUCACAAAAUGAAAGUAUGAAUUACUCUAUGUCGUCCUCUUGGAAUUACUUGAAAGGGACACCAGAUGUAAACGUAUCUAAGUUUUCCAAUAAAACUUCCCCCAAAUCUUUCUCUAAACAGCCUUCACCAGCAAAACUCUCAUUCCGUGAUACUUCUUCCUUAGAAUUCAUUAAAGAUGAAAAUUCUCUUCAAAAAUAUUUGAAGGAACAUGAAGAGUCGCAGAAAGUGGAUAAAGUAACAAAUAAAACCCAUCAGUCUUCUAAUCUACUGAGUUCAUUUUGGAGCCAUCCUGUUUCAAAGACUGCAAAGGAUAUGUCAUCAUUUUUAAAAAAAUGUCAAUAUCAAUUGUCCACUCCUUCCCCAACUAGGACAGCAACUAGUAGUCCAAGUAGUAAAGUAGAAGACAAGACAUCUAGCCCCGCCCAAGUAACGGCACUAGAAGUAUGGACUAGGAUUAACGUAGACAGUGUGGCUUUGACACAGUGGAACGAGAACUUAAGAAAAUGGAUAUCGCAGACGAUACUUGAAAGGUUGGUUGAAGAAUUUGAUCGGAUCAAUGAUUCUCUGGAGAAGCACGGUUUGACGGACAUAAAAAUUGGUAGAGUCGGCCUGGACAGACUACGUAAAACUGCUCAAAUGGUGCCCAUAGCACAGUUUAUUCCAUCGUUAGCAACUUUAAUCCCAUUUUUGGAAGUCACAACAAAUCAAGAAUACUUAGAAAAGAGGAUUAGAGAACUUGCCAGGGGUGGAUGUAUGAGUGAAUUUAAAUGGAAUGGAGGUAGCAGUUACAAUGGAAAAGAUUGGGAUGACUCGUUGCCAACAGAUUGUGCAGUUGUAAUGCAUUUACUAGCCUCUUACUUAGACACACAACUUAUGCCCUUACCAAAUAUGCCUGACACAAAACCCUUCAGUGGACAUCACUACAUAAAGGCUACUGAUAAGAUGCCACCUUUGGCACCGAACAGUCUCUUCAUACAGCAGGUAUCUGAAAAACCUCCACACUACAGGGUAGUUGUCGGCGAAAAAGUUUACGAAAUGGUUAAGGGCUACAACAAUCUCUUCCACAGCAUUCUAUUUUUUAUCUAUCACGUCAAUAAGAUGGAACAUGGCAUGCUUGGAAGAGUAAACUUAGGAAGAGCUGGCGUCAACAUAUUGUGGGUUAUAGACCAAUAAUUACUAUUACUUUAUUUUAAGCUACCUUGUAAUUAUUUUUUUUACGAUUUGUUUAAUGAAAUAAUAAAUAAACACUAUACCGAAACAGAUUGAUUAUUUAUUGUAGACAGAACCAGAAAAAAUAUCAAAUAAAAUAUAAAACAUAAAUUCUGAGGGGACUACUUAGUUGGAACAACUGUUGUUUUUCAGGGGCAUACCCAGCGAGCAAGUCGUUUUUUCCAGAUAAACCCAUUAGUAUGUUUAUCUGAAUAUUACAUAAAAACCGCAAAAAAACUACAAGGUGGUAUUCUUUUCUACAAAAAAAAAA
Messenger RNA from Anoplophora glabripennis (Asian longhorned beetle), 2054 nucleotides. Its product is annotated as transmembrane protein 209. The coding region runs from base 122 to 1747 and encodes 541 amino acids. Gene Ontology annotation, cellular component: membrane. The record is from RefSeq and is a predicted model, not a curated record. NCBI's taxonomy places the organism in Eukaryota, Metazoa, Arthropoda, Insecta, Coleoptera, Cerambycidae. The transcript is spliced from 9 exons.